AUGCCUGUCAAUACUAUCACAGUGUCGGCGGCCGUUACGCCCACUGUUAUCGAGACGGCGUUCAAACACUACUUCAAUCGCGGACAGCUCCGACAGAAACCUACGGCGCAUAUAUCGUAUCACGAAGGCCUUGAACUCAUACGCCGGUUUCUGCAUUACGCCUCGUUCCAUACAGUGGAAGAGCUACAAGCUUUCACCGCUCAAUGGGUGCCCGUGCCGUACUGGGUACAUGUGGAAGAGGUGGAAGUACCACAGAGAGCAAUGGAUAAGUCAGCGGAGCAUAUAAUAGCACAGCUGGGCCCAGAAGGCUUAUAUCAUGUUGGCGGAAGGACCUGGUGGCAAUGGCGCAUGAAUAACAGUCCGCUAAAGGCGGAGUGGAUCGAGAUGCGAAAGGACUACGAGGAGCGCACUAGGGCGGGAGACCGGCAAAGUCGGCGCAUCAUGCUUUAUGUCCAUGGCGGUGCUUAUUUCUUCGGCAGCGUGGAUACGCAUAGAUACCAGUUGCAGCGUCAUGCGAGAAAGUUGAAGGCAAGGGUUAUUGCGCCCAAUUAUCGACUUGCUCCUCAAUUCCCGUUUCCCUGCGGACUGCAAGAUUGCCUUGCCACGUACUUAUAUCUCCUUGAUCAGAAACACGAUCCAUCCACGAUUCUGCUUGCAGGAGACUCGGCCGGAGGCGGUCUGGUUCUAAGCAUGCUGGUCAUAUUGCGAGACCAGGGGCUUCCCCUUCCCGCAGGAGCAAUCCUGCUCAGUCCUUGGGUAGAUCUUACUCACUCCUUUCCCUCGCUGGGCGGUGAUGGAAAACUGGAUUAUAUUCCUGCGCAUGGCUUCGUACAUAAACCAAGUAUUAGCUGGCCACCGCCCAACGCUGAUGAUCUUGCCCAGUUCGAGCGCCAUUCACGGUCGCAUCAGGACAAGAAGUUAAGCCCACGAACAUCGCAUUCCAAAUCUGAGAAAGACUUGAGCCAGGACAAGACCGAGCGCGUUCACGGCUUCUCCAUAUCUGAAGCAUCCGGUACCGACGGUGUUCUGAGCACAGAAGAAGAGGAUGACAGCUUCUUCGUAUCCCCUGAUGGCAAGUACAGCAUAGGACCGAAAGACAACCCGGUACUGUCAGUGCAACUCCACGACAAACGCAUACAGAUCAAGGACCAAAUUCAGCUCUAUACACCAAAUCAUAUGCUGACGCAUCCUUUGGUGUCGCCCGUCCUGCAACCGACACUCGGGGGCCUGCCACCAUUGCUGAUCCAGGUAGGAGGCGGGGAGCUGCUUUGCGAUGAGCAGAUCUAUCUUGCUCACAAGGCGGCUCACCCGCUUGCCUACCUACCACCUCCGUCAAAUCACCAAUCCGCCGAGGAUAUCGAAGCUCAGGCUGCUAGAUAUCGCCCCACGAAUGUCCACCUCCAGGUCUGGGAUGAUCUGGCACAUGUAACGCCCACGCUCAGCUUCACGAGACCCGCGAAACACAUGUACAGAGCGAUUGCUCAGUUUGGAGCAUGGGCGCUGGCGCGAGCGCAGAAGGCAUCGAUUGACAUCUUGGACGACGAUGCCAUCUCUUUCAUCAGCACAAGCUCUUCAGAUUCAUCCUCUGACUCGAAGACAAAGCCGGAACCAUCGUCCGCAGAUAUGAAACUCGCCAUGCCUCAGAGCGCUCAACAUGUCGGCUUCGAGAGCAUAGCCAACAAGGAAACGAACGAGAUCAAGGUCGGCAGAGCCGGCGACCCCCUUCCUCCAUUCCAGAACCACAUGAUCCGUCAACGCAUCGACCGUCACGGCCGCAUCUACGACCUUGCUCCGCCCAGCGAACUGCCGGCUCUUAACGUCCCGCGCAUUGAGGUCGGCGUUCCUAAGCCAGGUCCCGUAAACAAAUGGAUGGCUGCGCAAACGAAUUGGAACGAGAGGUUCGCCAAACAGAAGAUCAAGGUGCAGAGGAAGAGGCUCAAGGAGAUGGAGAAGGGUUACGAGACGUUUGAGGGGGAGAAACCGCCGCCUACAGCCCUGGCCGGUCGGCGCGUUAAGGGCAAGAUGGUGGAGAAAGCACCGAAGAAGAGCUGGGGGAUGGCGCUCUGGAGUCUGUGGGGAAGUAAGCAUGACGAAGCGACGGUAUGCAAUUCCGCGAAGUAUGGAGCUGACUUGUCACAGAUUAUCAGGGAAGAAAAGGCGGACAUCCCGUCCAACCCCGAGCUUUCCCAACCCACAGACAACACCGGCCAAGCUGCACAAAAGUCCCAACCGCUCCGCAGAUCGCGCUCCCGCGGCAACAGGAAAACUACACUCUCGCCAUCCACUGUCACGUCUCGAUCCCGCUCCCGGUCCCACCACACGACCGUCACGGACGAAGGCCAAAUUCCCCCUUCCUCCGCCGUUUCACCCACGGAUGCUCUCAACCGACUUGCGCCGCCCGUCCCAGGUCUCGCCGAAGCGACAACGAUCGCUCCCGAACGAAAAGCUAGUCCCCUCCCUUCGCCGAGGAGUGAGCUUAGUUCCCUACGUCCAGCACCGCCUACACCUGGCAUCACUAUCGAUGAUGUCGCCCGCCCGCAGUCGCCGCAGACGUUGAUCCCGGAGACGGAUACGUUGAGUACGAGGCCUACGAGGGGAGGUGUGGCGUAUCCGUUUCGUCUAAAGGUGGAUAAGGCGAGCGGGACGGAGGUCAAUGCGAGUACCGCGACGUUGGAGAGUUUUGAUGUCAGGGGAAACGAGAGUGAGGGUGAGGAAACUGCGGGCGAGGAUGUAGUUGGGGAGGAGAAGCGGAGAAUGGACAGGGAUAGCGGUGAUGCUGGAAGGCCUGGUGUAGAGCGCUUUGUCACGGCCGGCACGGGCGACUUGUUGCGGAGUCUCGAAGCUGGUCAAGCUGUGCAAGAAGAAGCCAAUGACAAUGUCGGCGAGAACGAUGAUGGCGAUGGAGAGAAGGCGAUAAGACCCGGUGUAGAACGGUUUGAGACCGCGCAUACUUCGUUGACAUCUUCUUGA
Messenger RNA from Westerdykella ornata, 2970 nucleotides. RefSeq names its product alpha/beta-hydrolase. The coding region runs from base 1 to 2970 and encodes 989 amino acids. The transcript is spliced from 4 exons. Lineage: Eukaryota; Fungi; Ascomycota; Dothideomycetes; Pleosporales; Sporormiaceae. Gene Ontology annotation, molecular function: hydrolase activity. The record is from RefSeq and is a predicted model, not a curated record.